CCAGGCUGUGGAAUGCUUACUUUUCUGUCAUCAGCCAUUGCUGCUAUCAGUGGACUUCUUAUGGGUUAUGAACUUGGAAUUAUCUCUGGAGCUCUUCUUCAGCUAACUAGCAUAUUAGCACUUUCAUGUCAACAACAGGAAAUGGUUGUAAGUGCUCUUCUAAUUGGUGCUUUGCUAGCUUCAUUGACCGGUGGGUUCCUGAUAGACAAAUAUGGGAGACGAAUUACCAUUAUGAUGGCAUCUUGUUUACUUAUACUAGGCAGUCUAGCCUUGAUAUUCUCAAAUUCAUACGGACUACUUAUAAUAGGACGGCUUGUGAUAGGGGUUUCCAUUUCAUUCUCCUCAAUUGCAACAUGUGUGUAUAUCGCAGAGAUUGCACCACCAUAUAGAAGAGGUUUGCUCGUGUCUUUGAAUGAACUCAUGAUUGUACUGGGUGUUCUUUUUGCUUACAUUUCAAAUUAUGCAUUUGCCAGCUUUUACCAUGGUUGGAAGUAUAUGUUUGGCCUUGUUAUUCCACUGGGGAUUUUGCAGGUCAUUGCUCUAUACUUCCUUGUGCCCAGUCCUCGAUUCCUGGUUAUGAAAGGCUUUGAUGAAGCUGCUAGCAGAGUACUUGGAAAACUGAGGAGAAUCUCGGACACUACUGAAGAACUGGCUUUGAUCAAAUCUUCCCUGAAAGAUGAGCACCAAUACUGUUUCUUCGAUCUAUUCCGUGCAAAAGACAACAUGAGGGCCCGGAUGCUAAUAGGAAUCACUCUAGUGUUUUUUGUACAGACAACAGGACAGCCUAACAUCUUAUUCUAUGCAUCAACUGUUUUGAGGUCAGCUGGAUUUCAGACCAAUGAGGCAGCUAGUCUGGCCUCCACUGGGGUUGGAGUGGUCAAAGUGAUCAGUACAGUCCCAGCUACUUUUUUUGUGGACCACAUAGGAAGCAAGACAUUUCUCUGUAUUGGUUCAUCCCUCAUGUCUGUGUCCUUAGUCAUCAUGGGCAUGGUGACACUUAACAUACACAUGAAUUUCACUACAGUUUGUAAAAAUCAGUCCUUGGAAGAUUCUUCAUUCCAGAAGGUACAGAAGCUGAUCUUCACAAAUCAGACUCUUGAGGACCAAUUUGCUGGCAUGGCUUCAUCUGACAGAAUUUCACAAUGGAAGGUUGAAAUUGCUAAUACAAGGGAGAGGAACAGGACAGCUAUGGUUGGAAAUAUGGUCUCUGUUACAAGCCAGGCUGAAUCCUUUAUAAAAACAGGAGCUGUGGAGGUUCCAAUAGCACUGAAAUGGCUCUCCUUGGCAAGCUUGCUUGUUUAUACUGCUGCUUUCUCUGUAAGCCUCGGUCCAAUGUCCUGGCUGGUAUUGAGUGAAAUAUUUCCAGGUGGAAUCAGAGGAAGAGCAAUUGCUCUAACCUCUAGUGUGAACUGGGGCGUAAAUCUCUUAAUCUCAUCAACUUUUUUGACUAUAACAGAUCUAAUUGGCUUACCAUGGGUAUAUUUCAUUUAUGCUCUGAUGAGCCUAUCAUCAUUAGCAUUUGUCGUUGCCUUUAUACCUGAGACAAAGGGGUGUUCCUUAGAGGAAAUAUCCAUACUACUGGCAAAACAAAAGCAUAGAAAGAAUACCUUUUGCAGAAUGAGCCAGCACCAGGAUCAGCUGAUGUCUAUAGAACUUUCGAACAGAGAACUCCAUUAACAAUUCUACUAGAGAGUGGCAGAUGUACGUAAACAAGGACAGAAGAACUGUUUUCUGAAGAGGACAAAAUGGUUCAGAGCUCACAUGUACUGUCACUGUGUUCACGUGCUUAUCAUAAAUACGUUUUUUCUGUUUCAUUUUACUAGAGGCCUUUUUUUGGUCAGUAGCAAUUACAAAAGUACUGUAAACAAUGUUUUGCACAUCACAGUCAAUUAUGUUGCAAGUCACAGGCUUGCAACUUGAGUUACCUAAGAUGGAGAUACUGGGACCUAUUCUAAAGUCUUAUUCCACCACAGCCUUUUGUACCUCCACAAAUCAGAGUGAGUUAAGACUACUAUAUCUAGCCAAAAUGUUGAGGAUGGGCUUCACAGUCUACACAUUUGAAACAUUAUGCAAAUGUUAUGGCUGCAGGAACAUUUAGCAGUGCUUUCACAACCAGUAAGAUUUCCUGUAUUUACCUAACUCAUUUGUUCUAAAAAUGGUCAGCUAUGCUUUUCUUUACUGGCCCCAAAAUUACCAAUCCUAUCAAGUGUUAGAUGCUACGUGGGCCAUGGGCCCAAUUAGUAUCUUGGUGGGAAGCAGCUGUGGUGGUGGAGGGGGAAGGAAUGUGAUGUCCAUUAGAAGGACAGACCCACACUUUGGAUAGUAUAAAUAUAGCAGGUACACAGUGUGGGUCAGUAACAUUUAAUGGGGCCUUUGUCCAUUGUCACUGCUUACCAGCACUGUAUCUCCAGCUGCUUUUCUAGACCAUGUUAGUAAUAUUAAUACCUGCAAAUCAAAUCUAAUACAGAAAUAUUGGCUAGUAUCUGUGCAUGGAAGGCACAGAGAGAUUGUGUGCAUUUCUCUCCAUUCCAACAACUCUUCCUUCACACCAGCCCUUCUCUCCCACCCACCCACUCUCCCCCCCCAGUAUUUCUCUGUGCAAGUCCUAUGAAUAAUAUUUCCAGCAGGUGGAAAGGCUACAAGAACAAUGAGAAAUGCAGAAAAAUCCAUGCAUGGUGUGGAGGAAUAGAUUUCAUUUCCAUUAUAGCUGCUUAUUGACAUUUAAACAAGACUUAUUUAAAAAUGGCACUUUAUUCUCAAAAGCUGAAAUAACUUUUCUUGAAUUUUUGUAAUUUUUACUCUCAAUUGUCUAAUUACACUCAACAUACACUUUGACAUCAUAAAUGAACAUUCUAGAAAACUGUCAAGCAUUCCUAAAAUAAAGGUCUUUGUCAAACUAUA
Messenger RNA from Sphaerodactylus townsendi, 2901 nucleotides. RefSeq names its product solute carrier family 2 member 12 (gene SLC2A12). Gene Ontology annotation, biological process: transmembrane transport. Gene Ontology annotation, cellular component: membrane. Gene Ontology annotation, molecular function: transmembrane transporter activity. The annotation marks the transcript as partial. Lineage: Eukaryota; Metazoa; Chordata; Lepidosauria; Squamata; Sphaerodactylidae. The record is from RefSeq and is a predicted model, not a curated record. The transcript has 4 exons.